GCUCCUACCACAUCGGCGUCUUCUCCAACGCCCCACAUCCGAAAGAAAUUCCACCGUCCGGACUCAAGAAGAAGAAGAAGAAGAAGAGGAGAGACGGGCGAAAGCGAUCGAUCGGGGGGAAGAGAAGACCAAGCUAGAACCAACAUGCCGUGCAUCCCGGCGUCCAGCCCCAGCAGCAUCCACCACCACCACCACCAACGCCACCGGGUCCUCGCCAUGGGGUGCGGGGCGGAGCUUGCGGCCGUUCAGGGCGCGUCAGGGAUGGCGAGGUGCGGGGCGCACGACGGGGAGGUGCCUGCGGAGGUGUCGCGGCACCACGAGCACGCGGCGGCGGAUCCGGCGGGGUCCGGGAUGCGGUGCUGCUCGGCGGUGGUGCAGCACGUGGCGGCGCCGGCGGCGGAUGUGUGGUCGGUGGUGCGGCGGUUCGACCAGCCGCAGGCGUACAAGCGGUUCGUGCGCAGCUGCGCGCUGGUGGCGGGGGACGGCGGCGUGGGCACGCUGCGGGAGGUGCGCGUCGUGUCGGGCCUGCCCGCCGCGUCCAGCCGGGAGCGGCUCGAGGUGCUGGACGACGAGAGCCACGUGCUCAGCUUCCGCGUCGUCGGCGGGGAGCACCGGCUCAAGGACUACCUGUCCGUGACCACCGUCCACCCUUCGCCGGCCGCGCCGUCCAGCGCCACCGUCGUCGUGGAGUCCUACGUCGUGGACGUGCCCCCCGGGAACACCGUCGAGGACACCCGCGUCUUCAUCGACACCAUCGUCAAGUGCAACCUCCAGUCGCUCGCCAAGACCGCCGAGAAGCUCGCCGCCGGCGGGAGGGCCGUGUCGUGAGAGCCUUCGUUCGUUCGUUCCUGGAUGCGAUGCGAUCGGUCCUUUUUCCGGGCGGGGUGGAUGUGUGUUUCUUCGGCGCGUGAGCGUUUUCCCCCUGAUCUCCUGGUUUUGUCCUCCACAUUCAUUGACUCCUCAUUUUUCUUUUUCUCUUUUUUUCUCUCGUUGUUGUGAGAUGCAUGCCCCCCCCCCCCCCCCCCCCCCUUCCUCCCCUUGUCCAAAGAUUGAAGGAUGACAAGUAUAAUUGAUAGAUCGGCCUUGAUAGAUUUCAAACAAAUUCGCUAUGUGGUUGAGUUACUCUCUGUAAAUAUAUGUUAUAAUCUGUUGAUUCAUCGUUCGUGUGUC
Molecule: messenger RNA, 1170 nt
Organism: Brachypodium distachyon (stiff brome)
Lineage: Eukaryota; Viridiplantae; Streptophyta; Magnoliopsida; Poales; Poaceae
Product: abscisic acid receptor PYL4
Exons: 1
Coding region: 145-828 (227 amino acids)
Biological process (GO): abscisic acid-activated signaling pathway
Cellular component (GO): nucleus; cytoplasm
Molecular function (GO): protein phosphatase inhibitor activity; abscisic acid binding; signaling receptor activity
Source: RefSeq, a predicted model, not a curated record